Molecule: messenger RNA, 2350 nt
Organism: Jaculus jaculus (lesser Egyptian jerboa)
Lineage: Eukaryota; Metazoa; Chordata; Mammalia; Rodentia; Dipodidae
Gene: Kcnip4
Product: potassium voltage-gated channel interacting protein 4
Exons: 8
Coding region: 293-994 (233 amino acids)
Biological process (GO): regulation of potassium ion transmembrane transport
Cellular component (GO): voltage-gated potassium channel complex
Molecular function (GO): potassium channel regulator activity; calcium ion binding
Source: RefSeq, a predicted model, not a curated record
CCCCAGCUAUGAAGUGGAGCCCUUGCGGGUGGCAGCGCAGAGUCCCAGCUCUGUGGUUGGGGGAAAGACACAGCCGGCAAAUGCGAGCAUCAGCAUGAGAGGCUGGACUUUAGCCCAGGUCUCUCCUCACCCUGGGGGGCCACCCGCUUGGCACUGUGCAUCUGCGAGGAGCUGCUGCUCGCUUGCCCCCCUUGCCAGUCUUUGUUCUAAGGCAGACCUUGUUCGGAUUCUCUAAUUAACUCCCUCCACUCCAAAGGGGUCCGGAGGCUGGGAUGCGCUGGCAGCAUAGAGGAUGUUGACUCUAGAGUGGGAGUCGGAAGGACUGCAAACAGUGGGUAUUGUUGUGAUUAUAUGUGCGUCUCUGAAGCUACUUCAUUUGCUGGGACUGAUUGAUUUUUCAGAAGACAGUGUGGAAGAUGAACUGGAGAUGGCUACUGUCAGGCAUCGGCCUGAGGCCCUGGAGCUGCUGGAAGCCCAGAGCAAAUUCACCAAGAAAGAGCUUCAGAUCCUUUAUAGAGGAUUUAAGAAUGAAUGCCCCAGUGGUGUUGUUAAUGAAGAAACCUUCAAAGAGAUUUACUCACAGUUCUUUCCACAGGGAGACUCAACAACAUAUGCACAUUUUCUGUUCAAUGCAUUUGAUACAGACCACAAUGGAGCUGUGAGUUUUGAGGAUUUCAUCAAGGGUCUUUCCAUUUUGCUCCGGGGGACAGUACAAGAAAAACUCAACUGGGCAUUUAACUUGUAUGACAUAAAUAAAGAUGGCUACAUCACUAAAGAGGAAAUGCUUGAUAUAAUGAAAGCAAUAUAUGACAUGAUGGGGAAAUGUACAUAUCCUGUACUCAAAGAAGACGCUCCCAGACAACAUGUGGAGACAUUUUUCCAGAAAAUGGACAAAAAUAAAGAUGGGGUUGUUACCAUUGAUGAGUUCAUUGAAAGCUGCCAAAAAGAUGAAAAUAUAAUGCGCUCCAUGCAGCUCUUUGAAAAUGUGAUUUAACUUGUCAGGCAGCCUUCAAAUGAACAAAGAAAUGUGAACUACUUUACCACACUUAAGUCGGAACUACCACUUUUAGCAUAGAUUGCUCAGCUUCACACUGAGGCUUAUUAUGCAAAUAAGCUUGGUUUUAAUAUAAAACAGCCCCCCAGACUUAAGUUCUCCAGUUAUACAUCUGCAUCCUUUCUGAUGUCACUGAGUUCAUGGGAUGUGCUAGCUCAUUUCAUACUCUAUGAAUACUCAAAAGUAAUAUAAUCUGGCAUAUAGUUUGAUCCUUUAGCCAUGAGACUAUUGAGGCUUUCAGAUGUCAGUGAUUUUAAAAUACCAGUGUUUUUUCCUAUUCACUUGUAUGUAUCCAGUCCUAGGAUUUUAAAUGGUUUUCUAAAAUAUAAACAUCUGCAUUUAGUUUCCAGAAAUUAAUUUUCAUUUCACUCCAAAUUUACAGUUAUUAAAAAAAUAACAAUUUCUAAACAUUAAUUUAUCUGGCAUUUUUUAUAACAUGUAACAAAUUAGUUGAUUGCCAGAUGUCAGUAUACCCCGAAUAAAACUUAUUUUAAUAAGCACUUCUUAAUUUUCCAUUGACUAUAGAAAAGCCAAGGCCUACAUGAUACAUGUAACUCUGGACCUGUUCAACUUUACAGGUAGACUGUUUUCUACUGUGUCACUAAGUGUAGUUUAAGAAGGUGUCAAACCAAGGAUGUUUACAGACAUGUAAAGGGCAAGGAUAUCUGUCCUCCAACACACAGCAAUGCUUGGUAACAUGUUACCCUUAACAGCAGUAAAGGUCAAUCCCAGCCCUUCCCCCGAUAUCCUCACAGUAUGUUUAUAUGACAAGCCACACAAGGAAAAAGAAACCUCGAUCAUAAAGCCUGCUAGGAACAACCAUGAGGCAGAAUUUACUUUGAAAGUACCAUUGAUUUUGUCAUAUUAAAAUCUAUUCCUAUGAUUUCCUGGAAAAUUAUACAAAUGGUGGGCAACUUAUCUGGAUUGCAUUAUCAUUUAGCUCAUGAUAGAUCUCCAACAAUUCAGAUUCCUUUUAAUGAUCUUAAGCCAAAACUGUAUAAAGUUGCCAUAACAGUACUAUAGAUGCACACAUCUUCCCUGUUUUGUAGAAAUAUCACAAGGACUGAGGCUACAAAAGGAGGAAGUUUGCAACUGUUUUUGCAACAAUAAUCAGGUAUCUAUUCUGGUGUAGAGAGAGGAUGUUGAAAGCUGCCCUGCUAUCACCAGUGUAGACAUUAUGAGUAGUACAGUACAUGUACACUGAAACUUGCCAUCACGUGUUUGUGUAAAUCCAAUGUGCACAUUUUGUAUUUCAAAAAGGAAAAAUAAAAGCAAAAUAAACUGUUUAUAACUCCA